Messenger RNA from Gallus gallus (chicken), 3103 nucleotides. Its product is annotated as SNF-related serine/threonine-protein kinase-like. The transcript has 5 exons. Gene Ontology annotation, biological process: microtubule cytoskeleton organization; protein phosphorylation; intracellular signal transduction. Gene Ontology annotation, molecular function: protein serine/threonine kinase activity; tau-protein kinase activity; ATP binding. Bases 652 to 2784 code for a protein of 710 amino acids. Gene Ontology annotation, cellular component: cytoplasm. Lineage: Eukaryota; Metazoa; Chordata; Aves; Galliformes; Phasianidae. The record is from RefSeq and is a predicted model, not a curated record.
GACGUCAGCGGGGCGGGCGCACCGGGACGCCGCAGCCCCGCGGCCCCGAGCUCCGCCGUGCGGUGAGUGCGGGACCCCCGGGGGUACCUGGGGGGGGGGGGGGGGACUUGGGGGGGUUGGAUGUGGGGUUUGGGAGCGGUGUUUGGGGGUCCCGGGGGAAUGGGGUGCGUGGGGUGGGAGGUGCGGUGGUUGUGUUGGGGUGCGCUGGGGGUGCGGAGGUUGGGGGGUUUGGGGCGCUAUAGGUUGGGACGGCCGUGGUUGUUUUGGGGUGCUGGGAAGCGGAGGGGGACGUUUUGGCGUGCUCGAUGGGGAUUGGAGAUUGGAGUGCCGGAGGGGGGGAUAUCGGGGUGCUGAGGGUCGGGGGAUAUGGGGGUGCCCGGGGUACUGGGGAUCAGGAGGUUGGGGUAUCGGAGUGCUGCUGGGGUGCCCAGGGUUGGGGGGUGCUGGAAGUGGGGCUGUUGGGGUGCUCGGGGUGCUGAAGAGCACAGUGCUGUGGUGCAUGGGGACAUGGGUGGUGAUGCACUGAACAGGCUGCCCAAGGAGGCUGCGGGUGCCCCAUCCCUGCAGGCAUUCAAGGCCAGGCUGGAUGUGGCUCUGGGCAGCCUGGGCUGCUGGUUGGUGACCCUGCACACAGCAGGGGGUUGAAACUGGAUGGUCACUGUGGUCCUUUUCAACCCCAUUCUAUGGUUCUAUGAUUCUAUGAUACAGGGUGCUGAGGUGCCCAGGAUGCUGAGGACCGGGGGGGGGAUAUUGGGGUGCCUGGGGAUGGGCGGGUGGGCACAAUGGGGUGCCAACAGUGCUGGCGACGUUGGUGCUGAGCUCCUGGAGGUGGAGCGGUGGGCUGCUGGGGCGCCGAGGGACGUAGGGAUGCGCGGGGUCCAUUUGGGCCGCCGUGCACCGGGACGAUGGGUGUCGGGGUGCUCAGGUCCCCCCUGUCAGCACCCUGCGCCCCGCAGCGCCCGAUGCCCGUCCCCACCCGGCGCCAUGGCCGAGGGCAAGAUCGCGGGGCUGUACGACCUGGAGCGCACGCUGGGUAAGGGCCACUUCGCCGUGGUGAAGCUGGCGAGGCACGUCUUCACGGGGCAGCGCGUGGCCGUCAAGGUGAUCGACAAGAGCAAGCUGGCGGGCGAGGCGGCGGGGCAGCUGCUGCAGGAGGUGCGCUGCAUGAAGCUGGUGCAGCACCCCAACGUGGUGCGCCUCUACGAGGUCAUCGACACCCACGCCAAGCUCUACCUCAUCCUGGAGCUGGGGGACGGCGGCGAUAUGUUCGACCACAUCAUGAGGCACGAGGGCGGCCUGGCCGAGCCCCGCGCCAAGCACUACUUCGCCCAGAUCGUCCACGCCAUCUCCUACUGCCACAAGCUGCACGUGGUGCACCGCGACCUCAAGCCCGAGAACGUGGUCUUCUUCCAGGAGCAGGGGGUGGUCAAGCUGACGGACUUUGGCUUCAGCAACCGCUUCCAGCCCGGCAAGAUGCUCACCACCAGCUGUGGCUCGCUGGCGUACUCGGCGCCGGAGAUCCUGCUUGGGGAUGAGUACGAUGCUCCGGCCGUGGACAUCUGGAGCCUGGGGGUCAUCCUCUACAUGCUGGUGUGCGGGCAGCCGCCCUUCCAGGAGGCCAACGACAGCGAGACGCUCACCAUGAUCAUGGACUGCCGCUACACCGUGCCCCCGCACGUCUCCGCACAGUGCUCCGACCUCAUCUCCAGGAUGCUGCAGAGGGACCCCCGGCAGAGAGCCUCCCUGGAGCAGAUCGAGGGCCACGCGUGGCUGCAGGGGGUGGAUCCGUCCCCCGCCAGCCGCUGCCUGCUGCCCCUCACCUCGCACAAGCGCGUGUCCCAGGAGGAGCACGAGAUCAUCAUCCAGGCCAUGACGUGCGGGCACAUCGCCGACCGCGACACCAUCCAGGAGGCGCUGGAGGCCGACCGCUACAACCACAUCACGGCCACCUACUUUCUGCUGGCCGAGAGGAUGCUGCGGGAGAAGCAGGAGGAGCAGAGCCGCCGUCAGAGCCUCCUCUACGACCUGGCCAAGCAGGUGCAGAGCAGGACCGACCUCUCGGACGCGUUCGGCCCCGGGGGCGGCACUGAGGGCUGCCGGCCCGCAGCGGAGGCUCCCGGCAGCUCCCAGCCCAGCGGCGGGGACGGCGGCCGCGGGCGUCAGCCGCCCCGGGUGCUGCUGAAGGCCCCCACCAUCGAUACAGCCAUCACCAAGAGCACCCCGGCCCUGCAGCAGAUCUGCGAGGAGGAAGAGGAGGAGGAGGAAGAGGAGUGCAGGCCCGGCGCGAUGGAGAGGAAGAGCAGCUCCCUGAACCAGGAGCAGAUGCGGGAUUUCCUCCGCGCCGGGGCCCGCCGGCCGCCGUGCCGCGGGGAGGUGCUGGGCUGGGGGGCCGAGCCGGGGGGCCGGGCGGGGUACCGGGGUGCCGGCGGAGCCCGAGGGCCUCCGGGGCCGCGGGGGGACGGGAGGGGCGGCGCGGGGGCCGCCGAGGGCAGGGAGGGCCCGGGGCAGCCCGGGGGAAGGGGAGCCGACCCCGCCGCCGGGCCGGGCCCGAAGGAGAAGCGGCCGGGAGCGCCCGGCGGGCGGACCGAGGGGGGGGUGGGGGGCGGCGAGGGGGAGGCGGAGAACGCGAUAAAGCUGGACCCGGCUAAGGGCAAGAGCGGCGGGCUGAGGGAGCGGCUGAUGCGGUUCCCGCUGUGCGAGAAGGCCUUGGCCUUCCAGCUGCAGCCCGGCCCCAAGGAGGGGCUGCUGCCCCUGGGGCAGUUCAACUGCUGCCACGUCGUGUAGCCGGGCGGGCGGGCGGCCGUUUUUUAACUACCAGAAAGGAUUUUUUUAAAUAGUCUAUUUUAAUGUAAGGACACAGCGACGGCUUUAUCCCCCGCCCGCGCUCCCGCGGCCGCGCGACCCCAACCCGCACCGUUACCCCCCGCCCGACCCCCCCCCCCCCCUUACGACGCGCUUCCUAUUUAUUAUUACCUCUUUGUUUUCUUGCUGGCAAGAAAUGAACGCACGAGGCGGGGCCGCCGCCCGGCCCGGGCUGCGCUGAAUGGAUGGGAGCCGCCGGGAAGCAAAGUUCGUCGGUGCAAUAAACCGCGCUUCGGUUUGA